This is a messenger RNA of Triticum dicoccoides, 858 nucleotides long. RefSeq lists its product as uncharacterized. Gene Ontology annotation, cellular component: chloroplast stroma. Bases 1 to 843 code for a protein of 280 amino acids. The transcript has 6 exons. Lineage: Eukaryota; Viridiplantae; Streptophyta; Magnoliopsida; Poales; Poaceae. The record is from RefSeq and is a predicted model, not a curated record.
AUGCCGCCCCUUCGCCUCUGCCGGUCGCCAGCUCCACCCCACCGCCCUCCGUCGCGCCUCCUCGCCGCAGUCACCUCACUGCCCAGCGCCGGCAACCGCCCCGGCGGCCUCUCCUUCAUCUUCCUCGAGCAGCAGCUCCAGCCACCGCGUGCAAUAGCUCCGGUGACGUUCCGGCCCCGCCUCGGUGAGACACACCGCGCUGCUACUAUGCCACGAACCGUCCACUCCACGUACUCCCACGCCACCCACCCCGAGCCAGAUCUAGAUCGAGACCCCCUGCACCAGCGGCCUCCCGUCCCCACUUCCUCAACCUCCUCUCCUUUGCUGUCCACCGGACGCGCUCGGUUUGGGACGCAGGACCCUGAGGGCAUCCUGGCGCCGCCGCAGCCGGGCCACAUCUCGCGGCUCGAGUUCCGGCGCCGCCUCGACAGCGACGCCGACGUGCGCGCCGCCUUCAACCUCCAGGUCAAGGAGCAGCAGGAGCGCCGCCGCAAGGAGCGCGAGGCGCGGGUGAUACCUGAGACGGACGCCGGGCUGGUGGAGUUCUUCCUGGACACGGACGCGCGGGAGAUCGAGAUCGAGAUCGGCAGGCUCCGCCCCAGGCUCAACACGGCCUUCUUCGACCACAUCCAGCGGGAGAUCGCGCAGAUCAAAUUCGCGGUCACCAGGACAGCGGCAAACGAAGACAGACUGAUCGAGCUGGAGGCCAUGCAGAAGGUCAUCGGGGAGGGAGUCGAGGCCUAUGACAAGCUGCAAAACGACCUGGUGACGGCCAAGGAGCGGCUCACCAACAUCCUGCAAUCCAAAGAUAGGAAGAAAACGCUGCUCGACAUGGUAAUCUAGGCAUGUGUGUGUUCG